AUGCAGGACGACGUGCUAAGUCCUUACGUCAUUGACAAUGGCAGUGGCAUGGUGAAGGCGGGCCAGGCGGGACUCGACGCGCCAACCAACGUGUUUCCCUCGAUCGUCGGCCGCCCGCGCCACAACGAGAUCAUGGUUGGCAUGAAGAAGCAGGAAUAUCUCGUCGGCGAAGAGGCGCAGAGUAAGCGUGGCAUUUUGACUCUGCGCUACCCGAUAGAGCACGGCGUGAUCACCAACUGGGACGACAUGGAAGUGCUUUGGCGCUACACCUUCAACAACGAGCUGCGCAUCCAGCCGAGCGAGCACGCGGUGCUGCUUACCGAGGCGCCGCAGAACCCGAAGAUCAAUCGCGAGCUGAUGGUUGAGAAAAUGUUCCACUUGUUCCACGUGCCGGCAACCUAUGUGAGCAUCCAGGCGGUCCUGUCACUGUACGCCUCGGGCCGCACCACUGGCAUAGUAAUGGACAGUGGCGACGGCGUCACGCAUACCGUUCCGAUCUUUGAAGGCUACACGAUUCCUCACGCGAUUCUUCGCAAGAAUAUCGCGGGCCGCGACUUAACUGACUACUUGGUCACGCUCAUGCAGGCGCGCGGCCACAUGUUCACGACCACUGCCGAGAAGGAGAUUGUGCGCGACAUGAGGAGAAGCUGUGCUACGUAG
Molecule: messenger RNA, 660 nt
Organism: Dermatophagoides pteronyssinus (European house dust mite)
Lineage: Eukaryota; Metazoa; Arthropoda; Arachnida; Sarcoptiformes; Pyroglyphidae
Product: actin-like
Source: RefSeq, a predicted model, not a curated record